This is a messenger RNA of Galleria mellonella (greater wax moth), 1029 nucleotides long. RefSeq names its product trypsin CFT-1-like. The record is from RefSeq and is a predicted model, not a curated record. Bases 111 to 878 code for a protein of 255 amino acids. The transcript has 4 exons. Gene Ontology annotation, biological process: proteolysis. Gene Ontology annotation, molecular function: serine-type endopeptidase activity. NCBI's taxonomy places the organism in Eukaryota, Metazoa, Arthropoda, Insecta, Lepidoptera, Pyralidae.
AUCUGAUUAUAAAAGAUAACAAUUACCAUAAUAAUACGGUCGUAAUGGUAUAAAUAUCGUGUGUUCGUUACUCUGUUAUGUCUAAGGGCUUUUUGAAGUGAAGAGACAAAAUGCGUUCUAUAAUUGUGUGGUUGACUGUCAUCGCUGCUGUUGCAGCCGUACCUAAGAACCCGCAGCGUAUCAUAGGUGGUGCACUUACCAAUAUCAAUAACUACCCAGAGAUCGCUGCACUCUUGUUCUCAUGGAACGGUGCCGCAUACAGCCAAGCGUGCGGUGGAUCUAUCCUUAACAAGAGAUCCAUCUUGUCUGCUGCUCACUGCUUUGUCGGUGACCCAGCAAACAGAUGGCGCGUUCGCGUUGGCUCUACCAAUGCUAACAGCGGUGGUGUUGUUCAUAAUGUCAAUGCCAUCAUCACCCACGGCAGCUACAACAGCGGGACCAAUGACAAUGACGUCUCUAUUUUGCGGCUCUCCUCGAACCUUGCGUACACCGAUGUCAUUCAGCCUGCCAGCAUUGCUGGAUCCAGUUACAAUCUCGCUGACAACCAAGUUGUGUAUGCUGCUGGAUGGGGUGCUACAUCUGUCGGCGGUUCUGGCUCCGAACAACUUCGGCAUGUACAAAUCUGGACUGUCAACCACGAGACAUGCAGAAACCGUUACGCUGAAAUCGGUCAUACUCUAACCGACAACAUGUUGUGCUCUGGUUGGUUGGAUGUCGGCGGUCGCGACCAGUGCCAGGGCGACUCUGGCGGUCCCCUCUACCACAACAAAGUCGUCGUCGGCGUGUGCUCGUGGGGUGUGCAGUGCGCUCUCGCCCGCUACCCUGGUGUCAACGCUCGUAUAUCUCGCUACGCAACUUGGAUUCAAGAAAACGCUUAAACAGCACCAUUGAAAUAUCUUCUCAGUCUAUAUUAUUUGUAUUAACAAUAAAUAUAGACUAUACAAAUUUAUUGAUCUAUAUUAAUUGGAAUAAAUAUGUAUUUUAUAAUUUUUUAUAAAAAUAAUAAAAUAUACAGAUUCUGAUAUAUAU